AGUCCCAGGCCCCAGGCCAAUACCAAUUUUCGGGAACACUUUGAAGUUUGUUUUAGCUUCAACUUCAUUGGGCGUUAUAUUGAAAAGACUAUACGACGAUUAUCCGACUGAUAAAAUGGUGGGACUGUACAGAAUGAGAACGCCGUGUCUCUUGAUACGCGACCUGGACAUAGUUAAACAUGUUUUGAUAAAGGACUUUCAAGUUUUCUCGGACCGUGGUGUCUCAUUUAGCAAGAAAGGGCUGGGAACAAACCUGUUCCACGCCGAUGGAGAAACUUGGCGAUCGCUAAGACAUCGCUUCUCCCCCCUGUUCAGUAAUCAGAAACUUAAGAACAUGAUGUACUUGCUGAAUAAUCGAGCUGAUAAAUUCAUGGAAUAUGUAAGUGAGGUGACUGUGACUCCAGAGCACGAUGUGCACGGACUGAUGAGAAAGUACACGAUGUCAACGAUAUGGGCGUGCGCGUUCGGUUUCGAUAUCGACACCUUUCAAGAAGAAAUACACACCACUUUGAAGAAGAUCGACCAGGCCAUAUUUAGCCGUAAUUUGAUAAUCGAGCUCGAAAUGAUGUAUCCGGGUUUACCCAAAAAACUCAAAAUUGACAUAUUUCCGAGCUUUAUGCAACAUUUCUUUAAAGAUCUCGUCGAAAAAGUAAUCACUCAAAGAAAAGGAGUACCAUCGACUAGGAACGACUUUAUGGAUUUGCUUUUACAAAUUAAGAAUAAUAAAGAACUUCAAACUGCCGGAAGAUUCGGCGAUGUAGAAGGUGAAAAUGUAGAAAUAACUAAUAGCAUAAUAGAAGCUCAAUCAUUUGCGUUUUAUGUAGCUGGCUAUGAAACAUCGGCGUCCACCAUGGGGUUCAUGCUAUACCAACUAGCACUGAACCCUGAAAUACAGGAGAGAUUAAGAAAAGAAAUAGACGAGUAUCUUCAAAGACACGAAGGCCGAAUAGAAGUGGACACCAUAAAAGAAUUAACAUAUAUGGACCAGGUUUUUAACGAGACCCUUCGAAUGUAUCCUAUUGUGGAACAUUUACGACGAAAAUCGCAAACAGAUUAUGAGUGUCCGGGUACUAACGUAAAAGUGUCUAAGGGACAACUAGUGCUUAUAUCUGUUUGGGGGAUUCACCACAAUAAGUUGUACUACCCAGAGCCGCAAAAGUUUAAUCCUGAUAAUUUCUCUCCGGGGAACACCGCUAGUCGACAUCCCUGCGCGUACCUUCCGUUCGGUGCAGGACCGCGCCAUUGCAUUGGUAAGUACGUAAACAAAAUACCAUCAAAAAUUUUUCAUCUAUUUGAUAUUAAAUUCUUCGACAAACACAAGCCUAAAUGCGGAAAGCUGUAA
Molecule: messenger RNA, 1342 nt
Organism: Cydia splendana
Lineage: Eukaryota; Metazoa; Arthropoda; Insecta; Lepidoptera; Tortricidae
Product: cytochrome P450 6B6-like
Exons: 2
Coding region: 116-1342 (408 amino acids)
Molecular function (GO): monooxygenase activity; oxidoreductase activity, acting on paired donors, with incorporation or reduction of molecular oxygen; iron ion binding
Source: RefSeq, a predicted model, not a curated record